Molecule: messenger RNA, 2912 nt
Organism: Acanthopagrus latus (yellowfin seabream)
Lineage: Eukaryota; Metazoa; Chordata; Actinopteri; Spariformes; Sparidae
Gene: sytl3
Product: synaptotagmin-like 3
Exons: 13
Coding region: 427-1857 (476 amino acids)
Biological process (GO): exocytosis; intracellular protein transport
Cellular component (GO): exocytic vesicle; plasma membrane
Molecular function (GO): neurexin family protein binding; small GTPase binding
Source: RefSeq, a predicted model, not a curated record
GGCUGUGUCCAAAUAUAAAUAUAAAAAAAAUCUGUUGGGCAUCCAGGUGUGUCCAGAAGACAACAAAAGGGGAAAUUUAGAGGCGGCAUGAUGACCUACAAAGUCAAGGGAAAGACACAUUAGAUACAAAGAUACAUCACAAACAGACACAAAGAUGAGUCAUUGCAAAGCCUCCGGAAGUGUUUCAACUUAUCGCACAGCUUCAUGAAUCCGCCUCAUCAUGUGUAGGACAGAGAGGGAGAAUAACUGGAGACAGACAACAGACAGACGCAGCAUUUUCUGCAGCUCCUGAGGACUGAGGAGGAGGUCUGAGCCUGGGGCCAGUAAAGGGGGAGGGUUAAAGAAAAGAGGAGGAGGAGACAGUAACAAAAAGAAGAAGCAGAGAGUCAGAGAGGCAGACACAGAGAGGACCAGUGACGGUGACAGAUGAUCAGAGACUGUUGUUUCAACAUGGAUUUGAGUUUGCUUCAAGCUCUGGAGAGAGAACGAGUACUGGAGGUUCUUCGGAGAGACAAACAGCUGCGUAUCAUUGAAGAAGACAGAAUAAGGAGGAUGAAAUGUGAGCUCCAGGAGCUGCGACGAAGAGGCGCCAAGAGCUUUGCCCGGCAGUACGGCGAGCGGACCUGCGCCCGCUGCCAGAGGCCGCUGGGAAAGUUCUGGAACUUGGGCGCCGUCUGCCGAGGCUGCAGCCACCGGAUCUGCAGCAGGUGUCGCGUGCGCGUGGGAGCGGCGGACUGGAAGUGCACGGUCUGCCACGCCUACAGGGAGGUGAAGAUCAGGUCUGGGGAGUGGUUCCUGGAGCAGAGGGCGCGCAAAUUCCCACUCACCACAGACAAAUACGAGACAGUCGGGGAGAAGCUAUUAAAGAACUACAACGUGCUGAGUCACAUAUCAGUCGUGCCGCCCACUCCUCCGCCCUGCAUGGACCCGUUCCUGAGCAGAUCAGGGGAUAUGAAAAGCUCGAAACCUUUCGCCAAAUCCGUGGAAGAUCUGAUGGUUUACUUCACCAGUCACAUUAGAAAGAUUUCCACUUCUCAGAACGACCUGCGGGGAGAUCUGCUGAGAGUCGAAAGCAGCCGGAGAGGAUCUCGCUUCACCUACUCCACCCAGAAGAGCCUGUCUGACACCGACAUCAACAAGUCUAGCACUCUUGUCAAAGGCCCCAGUCUCCCAGACCUGUUCAAGAAAAGCAAAGACAGCGACCAUGAAGGCUCCUCCACCGGGGCAGAGGAAGAAACUUCCUUUGGUUCUGAGUACUCUGGAGGAAAGAGAGGCAGCAACAGCAGCAUCAGCACAGACUGCGGCCUCUUCGAGGGCGUCAGCGUGGCCGGAGAGCUGGAGCUGGCUCUGGCCUACAACACCAACGCCUCCUGUCUGGAGAUCACAGUCGGUGCCUGCAGGAAUCUCACCUACGGUGAUCUCAAGAAGAAGAAGUGUCACCCAUACGUCAAACUCUACGUGCUGCCGGAAAAGAACAAAAUGAAGACGUCAGUCAAGAAAAACACGACUGAUCCAGUCUAUAACGAGGUUUUAAAGUAUCACGUAGAGCGCCAGCAGCUGUUUGGAAAGAGACUGCAGGCCUCCGUGUGGCAUUCAGGAACGCUGACAAGGAAGGCGUUCCUCGGAGAGGUCCUCAUCCCACUGGACGGCUGGAGGUUUGAGGACAAGGCCUCCCAGUGCUUCAACUGGUACCCACUUUGUCCAAAGGCUGAGCGUCCAGAGGGAGGCGCUGUGGAGCAGGACGGAGGGGAACUGCUGGCCGGGGUCAAGUUCAGCUCCUACAAGCAGGGUGAGCUCCUGCAGCUCAGCUCCCUUAAAGAAAAACACCCACGUCUGUCUGUUCGCCAAAUCAUUUAACAUUAAUAUAUUGUGAUGACUAUUUAAUAACAACAAAUCUGCAUUUUCAUCCGACAAAACAUCUAUUGGUGUCCUUAAAUAUUAAAAUUGUCGGUAUGUUCAAAAACACUACAUACUGUCUUAUUAUGCAGCCUUGUGGUUAACUUGCUUAUUUUGUUGAUUCAUUUGUGUUUUUUCUAAUGAGAUCUGACCCGAAGUCUCUCAAACCACAGGGAGCAUCUCAUCUCUUAAUUUAAAAUAAAGUAUAAAUAUCACCAAAGCCUAUUUUUUUAUUGUCUUUCUCAGAAAGUUUGGGCUGGGUGUUGUGGGACUGAGACAAUUUAUAGUUUGCAAAUAAAACUCGAGUGAACUUGAGUUGCACCCACAAUUUUACAUGAUUUAUAAAAACAAUAAGUGGUCACUAAUAAGAAUGCAACAGCUCAAAAAAUGUGUUAGCUAAUGAAAAAGGUAAAUAUAAGUUGGGAUCUAGCUGUAUACACAUGACGUAUAACAGCUUGUUCACCUCUCAGAUCAUUAUAGUAUAAUAUAAUGCAUCUUCGGGUGUGGUUAUCAUGUGGUUUGUUGUGCUACACAUGUGCUACAUGUGACAACCAACAGUACAAGAGUAGGCGUUCAACCCUCAGCUUCAGCUUUACAACGAUAACUAAAGGUUGACAUUUAAAGAGCUGCUUUACAAGACACAAAUAAAACACACCACGUUCCACAGCCGGCAGGUCUCGGUUCUUUUAUUUUACAGCACUAGGGGUCAGAAGAAUCUCUCUUUUGGACCCGUCAGUGACAGUCCUGCUCCUCACAGAGGCUAACACUGGCAAUGAUCGACUGGCUGUCCUUAUCAAAGGUGCCAAACACCUUCCCAUUAAUGCAAACACUGGUCAGAGCACCUGCGUCAGAGUGUAAAUACGCCUCAUUGUGGCCCUGCGUGUCUCUUUGUGUGCGUGCUUCAGUGUCUGCGGGCCUGCGAGGUGUGUUAUGUGUGUUCUGGUGUGUGUUGUGAAUGGAUUAAAGACUGUAAGUGUUUAAUUGGCAUGAGGGUGUGUUUAUGUAGCUGUUUGUGU